UGAAGGUAUAAAUCCAGCAGAUUGUAGAUCAUCUAUAUUCACAGAAACUUGUGAAGCUCGUGACGAUUCCGUGUGUGCGAGAAAAUUAAAGGAUUUGAUCCGUUUUUACCAAGUUUGGCUGAUUUUCAAGGAUAUUGUCUGAGUCCGAGUGUGGUUCCUCCAUCUUGAUUUUCACAACGAUCGGGAGCAGUUUUUACAGUCCCCUCUUCAUACUAUUUUGAGCUUACUUAUCUGCGUGUAUUUCAUGCUGCUGUGUGUGCGGCACACACAACCGAGCGAGUGAACGAAAAUCAGAAGAGGUCAAAGUUUGCUGUGACAAAUCGAUUUUGACUUCAGUCGAAUGACAGUGUCAUUUUUGUAAAUAUAGAAACAGGAAAAUCAACUAUUGAUUUUGCACGUACAAAAAUCAGCGUGAGUGCGUUUGUGUGUAAUAUAACUCAAUAGAGUGACGCUACUGCGACGACAAGUGUGACAGACCGGUAGAGCUGCGGAAACCGACAGAAUUUCGGUGUUGUGUCGACGAAAGUUUCAUAGUCCCAAAGGAUAAAAACGGAAACAAGCUCCAACUCCUGUUCUAAAAUAUCUGACGAUGAUGGAUAACGAAAUUGGCAACGACUCACUUGGUAUGGGUGGUGGAGUUCUGGUCGUUGAAGAGGAGGGCGACGAGGCAGUGGAGCUACCGCUAGAGGAAGACGGUACCCUGUCGAUUUCGACUCUGCAGGCACAGUUCUACGGAGCUUGUGGGCUUAAGUAUCGUAAUCCAGAGAACAAGGCGAUUCGUGGAGUUCGCUUGAACGAUAACAAGUUGCACCCGUUCUCGAUGGAUCAGGGAUGGGGAAAUCAUCAGUACAUAUGCGUGUUUCCGAAAGAGAACAAACGCAAGAGCGAUGAUAAGCUGGAGAAUUCCACUCCCAAGACAAAGCGGAUUGAGAACAAGUACAGAACCACAACAGAUUUGAUCGUGCUGGGAUUGCCCUGGAAGACGACCGAAGAAGGGCUGCGCGAAUACUUUGAAACAUUUGGCGAGUUGCUGGUUGUUCAGAUUAAAAAGGAUACCAAAUCUGGUCAAUCGAAGGGUUAUGGUUUUAUUCGUUUCGCUAAUUUCGGAUCGCAGAUGAAGGCUUUGUCCAAGCGUCAUCUGAUCGAUGGUCGUUGGUGUGACGUAAAGGUCCCUAGCAGCAAAGAUCAAAUGCAGCACCAAAUGCCCAGCAAGAUCUUUCUGGGACGUGUAACGGAGGAAAUGACCUCCGAUGAUAUCCGAGAGUACUUCAGCAAGUACGGUGAAGUUACGGAUGUUUUCAUUCCGAAGCCAUUCCGGGCGUUCGCUUUUGUGACGUUCAUCGAUCCUCAUGUGGCACAGAGCCUGUGCGGAGAGGAUCAUCUGAUCAAGGGAGCAUCGGUAUAUGUAUCGACAGCUUCUCCACGACCGGAGCACAAUCGCAACCAGCAAAAGAAUCAGAUGGGCGGUAACAUGGGAAAUUACGAUGACCGUGGACGUGGUGGCAGUUCCGGUGGUUCUGAUUAUGGUGGUCCACAGUCGCAUUCAAACAUGAACAGUAAUUACCAUCAUGGAGGUGGUGGUGGCGGCGGCGGCGGCUACAACCAAUUGCCUCAGAAUCAACCAAUCUGGAACUAUAACGAGUAUUCACAGCAGAGUCGUCAAAACAAUAGUAACAUGGAUAGCAUGCCCAAUCUUCAAGCGCUUGGUUUGAACUCGUCAGGUCCGAACGGACAGGGCAAUGCAGGUCUCCAUGGAGGUCACCACGGUUCGGGCGGCGGUAUGAGUGGUAAUCAUUUGAGCGGAGGUGGAGGAACAGGCGGAGCAGCCCCUGGUGGAAAUAGCGGUGCUCCGGGUGUCAUCGGAAAUCACGGUGGUCCAGGUGGCGGCAACAUGAAUCUUAAUCAGAUGCCCUUGAAUCCGGCCAUCAUAGCGGCGGCUCUCAGCCAGUGGAGUUUGAUUGGAAAUCAGAUGCAUAAUAAUCCGCAAGGAUCCGGUGGUCCCGGUGGACCUGGAGCUCAAAAUAAUAACGGAGCUGGCCCGGGCAAUCCAUCUGGACCAGGCUCUGGAGGUCCCGGUGCCGGACAGGAUUAUAUGCCGUGGAACGGAACAGGUAAUGGUGGUGCGGCUACCGGUGGUCCCACUGGAAGAGGAGAACAAAAUCGACAGUAGAUAGUGAGACGAUAGGUUUUCCUCUUUGACUUCAAAACGCUUUUAAGUAGACACACACACACACACUCGUACACUCUUAACGCAUACGAGAGAUCGUUAUAGAACGGAAGGGAUUUUCUUGAUUUUUGUGGUUUAUUUUUGUAAUUUAUUCUCAACUCUAUGAUGAAAGAGUGAAGAGAGCUUGCAAGUAACCGAAGGCAAAAUAUUCGACCUAUUUUAACCUACUUUUGGUUUAAGUUUUAACCAAGCGAUCAUUGUUUGAUGACAAGAAAAAAUAAUUACAAUUAUUGAAAUAUCUACUUUCGCGGUCGGGAAAACAGUGACUAACUACUGACUAACUGACCAAAGGUCCAAACAGAAUGCUCCGUUAUUGCCACAGCGUCAGCGACCGUAAUGAAAAAAUUUAAAGUUGGGGCAAACUGCUUCACCGACGGAACAUUUUGUUUGACCCUUCAGCCAAGUACUGUCGUAAUACGCAUAGUUGUCCCAUGUUCUAUGGGAUUCCUUAUAUACAUGUGACAAUUAUGCGUAACACGGCAGAGUAAAUCAUAGACAAAUUUCUUAAACCAGGAUUUGACGCUCCGACAGUGAUGGAGCAUUCUGUUUGGGCCUUCAUUGAUGCUGUUUUCGGAUUAGGACACGAGUAUGGCUAGAUUCGCUGGCCGAAGUUUUUCAUAUACUUUGUUGACAUUGGCGCGAAUCUACUCUGAUUUGGAUCCAAAAACGAAAAUGGCAUACCUCACGUACAAAACACCCUCUUUACCGUUAUCGCGAGCGGCCACAAUAAAAGAAUUUCAUAACCCCCAGGCAGUAACAAUCAUCAGUACGGUGAAAGGAAAUUUGCGCGAAAAAGAGAGUUCUUUAAUUUCAAUAAUAGUCAGAACAAACAACCUCGCUAUGACGGGAGAGAACGUGAUGAGAAUGAUGCGCUUUGAGCGGUGUGCAGAGAGGAUAGGAGAGUGAAAACACGAUAACACGACGACGGCGACGAAGAUGACGCAAGAGAUGGGUUGGUUAAAUGCGAGAGUGAUUUGCGCACGAGAUAGAACGAAUGUUGCCUAGAGAUGAUUGAUGGCUGCCGCGAGAACACGCGUCGGUAAAGCAGACUUUGGUAUUUUAUUAAGUUAUACCGAGAAUAACAAACUUUCUAGAAAAUAAAAAUUGAUGAGAGUGUAACGAUAACAUACGCUAACUAACUAUUCUAGUUUUUAAUGAAGGAUGGCGAGAAAAAGAGUAAAAUAUGAAAACUUUAGAUUGAUUGAUUGGAGCAUUUUUUAAGUGUGUUCUUUUGGCUUUUUUGUGCAUAAUAGUUUUAGCAAUUACGAGAAAAGAGCAUACGCGUAGAGAAAAACCAUGUGAGAAGAUAUGAGCAAGAAAUUGUACCACUUUGAAGAAUGAUAAAGAUUUAAUUCAAUUGAUUACUAUUCUGAUUAUAAUAAAUAUUAACAUUAUUAUAUUGCGAUGAGAGACAUAAUAAAAAAGUAUAAAUCAUAAAUAUAUAUUAUCAAGAAGAUAUGGCGUGGUGAAUGUUUAAAUAGAUGUAUUACUUGCUAGAAGGACAACAAAAUACGAGCAAGCAAGACGAGUUAUGAAUGAGUUCGCUAACAAAUGAAUAAUAGCAUUGUAAUAGUUCGAGUGUGUAUUAUCUUAGCGUACAUCCCCAGUAAUUAGAGCAAGAAAAAGCAAACUGCAAAAAACUAUGAAAAAAUUGGAAAAAAUACGUUGUGUAAACAGAA
Messenger RNA from Topomyia yanbarensis, 3906 nucleotides. RefSeq names its product TAR DNA-binding protein 43-like. NCBI's taxonomy places the organism in Eukaryota, Metazoa, Arthropoda, Insecta, Diptera, Culicidae. Gene Ontology annotation, molecular function: RNA binding. Gene Ontology annotation, cellular component: nucleoplasm. The record is from RefSeq and is a predicted model, not a curated record. The coding region runs from base 590 to 2170 and encodes 526 amino acids. The transcript is spliced from 2 exons. Gene Ontology annotation, biological process: regulation of gene expression.